UGUUGUUCUGUUGCAACACGAGGGUUCUCACAUUCUAGUAUCUUUCGUAUUCAUCGGAUAUUAUAUUAGAAGUCAAUGUAUCACUGUUGUUCUGUUGUAAUACAAGGGUGCUCACAUUCUAGUAUCUUUGUAUUCAUCGAAUAUUAGAAGUCAAUGUAUCACUGUUGUUCUGUUUUAAUACAAGGGUGCUCACAUUCUAGUAUCUUUGUAUUCAUCGAAUAUUAGAAGUCAAUGUAUCACUGCUGUUCUGUUUUAAUACAAGGGUGCUCACAUUCUAGUAUCUUUGUAUUCAUCUGAUAUUAGAAGUCAAAAUGUCACUGUUGCUCCAUUACAGUACAAAUGCGCCCACUGGAGUCCCAUAAUUUAAUAAUCACCUUGUCAAAUAUUAUUUCACUUUUGCUACCGGCCUUUCUGAAAUUGCACACAUUCAUGGACAUGUGAAAAAUGUAAAGUUUGUUAUUGCUAUUUUUUUGCAUGACGUGACUCUUAAUACUUAUGAUACAGGAAGGUCAGUGUAAGUGUAACAUCUACUAGCUCGUCACACAAAAUGAAAAAAAAAUGUUACUCGAAGUAACAUCUGGAACAUAAGAAGCGGAACUAAAAAUAAUAUCACAGUGUUCUUUAUAGCUACUAAUGCAUAAUAAUAUAGCUGUACAUCCUGCUCAUGGCGUGGUGUGGACUGAUGGGAAGGCCAUCUAUCUAGCGCCUAUAAAGCUACAAGGAAAUCAGCUGCAAAAUGCGGUCUCAGUCAAACUGGGCGAGUUCGAACAUGUCAGCAGCAUCCACUGGAGUCGAGAUAUCAAGUCAGAGUACUGCUACCUGUGUGUGGUGCACCUGCAGAAUGUCACGGUGUGGAAGGUCAGCGGAACACAACCAAAACUUAGUUUCAAGCAAGUCAGGAAAAUCAACGUCAAGCCCAUACCUCAAGGAUGUCUUUGGAAUCCUGUGAGUGAUUUACUUUGCCUAGUCAGCAGACAGCAAUGCAGUUUCUAUUACAGACAUGAUCAAGAUAAAGGGAGCUUUGGUUUUCCUUCUUUAGAAAGCAAUCAGAUCUCAUGUGGCUGCUGGUCUACUGAUGGAAAUAAACUUGUUCUUUGUGUAGGAGCUGUGCUCUUGAUAUACAGAUGGUCUGAUGUCACUAAAUCUAUAGACAAGUUUGCUGCCACAGCUUGGCAAAUACCAGGACUUGAUGGGCACAUAAUUUCUAUCUCAUCUGCAAUGAAAGACUCAGUUGUUGUAGCUGCUGAAGUUCCAUUAGAGGCAUUAUUCAAACAGCAGGAUACACUCAAAAUGCCAGACAUAAUAGGAGAGGCUCUGACCAAGGAUGACAUCAUUCAACCCAAACUGUCUGUUACUUCAAGUUUAUUUAAUUUACAGUUCAAUCAGACAGGAGCACAGACUGGUUCUAGUUUGAAUUUAAUCAAUCUAAUGGAUGGUAAUUCUGAUCCAGUGUGUCUAUCAAGUGUACCUCUGAAAGGAGUUCUCUCCCCUGAUGUUAUUCUUUUUGAAAGACACAGCCAGUGUGUGGUAGUUGGAAGCAACAGCCAGAGUCAACUUCAUAUUUUUGUUUUACUAGAUAAACAUCUGGCUUACUGUGGGGAUAUUCAACUAGAAAAGUCUCAAAGGCCCAAAGGUCUGUGUUCCAUGUCCACCUAUGUAGAUGAUCAUGGUGCAGCAUUGCUUAUAUUGGUUGGCCAGAGGGAGCAAGACGAAGCUGGUUUCCUCUCACCAUCUUUAGAUGCAGACUAUAAGCUUACUCUCAAGUAUAUCAUAUUAAAAUCAGAUCAUGAAAGGGUUAGAAAGAAAGGUAACAGGACAUCUGCCAAAAGCAAGUCAUCGUUGGGUAUAAUAAAGGCUGACAGCAUGCGAGAUCAGACUUUUCAUAUAGAUCCGAAAUUGGUUCAUCGCUGUAACAGUUUGAAAACUGACCAGCUUUCAGUAGAUGAUGACAUUAAAUGUUCACAUUUGAUCAAAGAAGACAACUCUUUAGUAGAUGGCUCCCAGUUUCAUUUAACAGCACAAGAAGGACUUAAAGAUAAAAUGAUAGAAGAAAUAAAUGACAGUUCAGAGCCACUUAAUAGAGAAACACUUGAACUACAGACAGUUGAUUUCUCCCACCAUGAUCCAUGCUUCCAUAAUUCAAAAUUACUAUCUCAGUAUGAAUUAAAUAACCCAAAUGAAAGUGAAGAGCAACUACAGCAUGUUUUUAAUCAAGUCAACAAAGAGAUUGGGACUGAUCAUACAUGCAAUCAACGGAAAGUGUCAUCCAUGGCUGUAACUUCUGAUUUCAAUAACUCUGAAUGUCUUCCAACUAAAGAACUUGCUGCAUCGAAAUCUGAAGAUUCUUUUGAGAUAGAGAUUAAAAGUAGUGACCUACCUCAUGUCAUUAUUCCAGCUACUAAGUUUGACAAUCAUUUGUCUAAUCUGAUAGUGAAUUAUAAUGAUAGUACUUCCAAACUUCCUGAAUUGUUAUACAGCAAUGUUUCUUCUGAUUCAGCAUUAUUGGAGGAGAUGAAACAGAUAAACAUGUCAACAGAGUUUUCACAGCAAAAUUCAGCCAGUAGCAUCACUGACAAUAGGUCUAUAAAAAAUGAUCUGUAUACUUCUGAGUUUCAAGACGCUUUUGAACAUACAUUUCAGCAAGAAAGUUUAAACAAUACAUCUUCCCAGUCUGACAGUUUAGAACUUAAAACUCAGCUACUAGACAGUUUAGAACAAAGAUCUCAGCUACAAGUCAGUUUAGAACAUAAAACUCAGCUACAAGACAGUUUAGAACAAAGAUCUCAGCUACAAGUCAGUUUAGAACAUAAAACUCAGCUACAAGACAGUUUAGAGCAUAAAUUUCAGCUACAAGACAGUUUAGAAUAUAAAUCUCAGCCACAAGACAGUUUAGAACAGAAAUCUCAGCUACUAGACAGUUUAGAACAGAAAUCUCAGCUACAAGAGAGUUUAGAAUAUAAAUCUCAGCCACAAGACAGUUUAGAACAGAAAUCUCAGCUACAAGACAGUUUAGAACAGAAAACUCAGCUACAAGACAGUUUAGAAUAUAAAUCUCAGCCACAAGACAGUUUAGAACAGAAAUCUCAGCUACAAGACAGUUUAGAACAGAAAACUCAGCUACAAGACAGUUUAGAAUAUAAAUCUCAGCCACAAGACAGUUUAGAACAGAAAUCUCAGCUACUAGACAGUUUAGAACAGAAAUCUCAGCUACAAGAGACAUUAGUCUCUGGUUUGGAUGACAUGGAGCUGCAAAUUAAAGCACAGAAAGACUCUCUGAAUGCUCUACACCAACGUCUACAAAGUAUUGCUCAAUCUGUAGAAGAAAGUCAAGUGAGUACAGAUAGUAAUCAGCGAAUUGAUCUUACAGUAUUAUCCACAGAAACUAUUGAAAUCACUUGUGAGAAGCCCCUGGGUGUUGAAAAGAAAAUAUUUCUACUGGACAAUGGGCAUUUACAUUUGGAAACUGUCAAGUUGGCAUUUGGUUUAGCAACAGUAGAGCUUGAUUUAGGUGGCUCCUCUUGUGUUUUGUGUGCUAAUGUUGAUGGAUUUAUUCCUCUCAAGUUUUCACCACACUCAAAUAUUAAAAUUAAAGGACAAAUCGUAAAAAGCUAGUAAAACUGUUAUAAUGAUGAGAUUAUUACAUUUAUAGAAAUUAAUGUGUUCUAAUUACAAUAUUUGUUGAUUAUUUUUAUACAUAAUUAGUUUAACUGCUGAAACUGCUUUACAAAAUAUGCAAUAUUUGCCACUCCCUCUUAGCAACAGUUGUGUGUUGAUGUUUUAUGUGUAUAUUUCUAUAAAUAAACCAUUUUUAAAUCCUUGGCAUGCUUUUGAAAAGUAAAUUGUAUUUUGUUUUCACUUUUUUGUGAUGAUUGCUAUCACAAACGUAUUUGAAACUCAUGAAUGAAAUGUUGGUCAUAACAUUGAUUUUCUAAUAACCUUGUAAAAUAUUUAAAUGUUGGGGUAGGCUACAGAACAACUUUAGCAUCUUUUCUAUUUUCACUAGAAAAGCAUGACAUAGCUAGCUUUAAUCCAUUUGAUUUUUUAAAAUUUGCUCUAUAUUUUCAAUAAUUUCAAUUACCGGUAUUUGAUAAAUAAAGUCAUUGUGAGACUAAAAUUGGUGCUAGUGUUGUUUUUAAUUGUUUUUUUAUCAUGUAAGGAAGAUAGUCUUGUCAAUAUUUAAAUUGUGUCAGACAAAAAAAAUUGAACUUUUACAAAGAAACUAAGGAUAGUAGAAAGAGAUAAGUCUUGGUUAAAUUUAAAUGCGCCAUAUUAUUUGAAUAUCGAUCACUCAUUGUCAACUUAUUUUGUUUUAUGUAUUCAGGUUGUUGUUUUUUACACAAAAAUUGUUUUUUCUUAACACUGUGAUAAUUAAAUACAUUCUAAUUAAUAAUAAUUUGUUUAAUCAUUUGUAUAUAUGUGCAUGUCAAUUAUUUAGCCUAUAGGCAAACAUAUCAAGCAACAUGUCUACUUUUUCCAGUGUCCAUCAUUUCAACUACUAUUAACUAUAUAUUUUCUUGUUGUUGAAUUACAUUUGUUUUUGCAUUUUAUUCUUUUUUAUUUUUCAAUUGUUAAAUUAAGAGACAUAGUAACAAAAAAUAAAAUAGGAACCAAUUAUAAAAUGAAUAAAAGUAAUUUCAAACUUUCAAAUUUUGUAACAUCCAUAGCAAUUAUAAACAAAAUUAUUAGAUUAUUAUUUAGAAGUCCAGGUUGCCUUGUACGGUAUAUGGUUUUGUAUGGAAAGAUGGUUCUCCCUAUGAGAUCAUUGAAUGCGUAGAAAUCAGCAAAUAGGUCUCUAUUUUUCCAUUGUUUGUGCCUGCACCAUGUUUUCCCAUGUAGAUAUCUCUACCAGCAUUGUUUUUUUGCAUUCAAAUCACCCAUAAUAAACCUGAUUGGGGGAUUGUUCUAGUAUGGACUGUAGAGCAUUAUAAAAUUUCCUUUUUUUUCUUCCUGUGCACCAAUUUUGGGUACAUAACACUGGAUGAUAGUUAGUUUCCAUCCCAUUGCAUUAAACCUUGCUGUCAGUAGCCAUGAGGAAACUGGCUCCCAUCCUAGCAAAGCUUUGAUGCCUCUGAUGACAGUAAAAGUGUAUGAUCUUCUUUCCAGAAUAUAUAAUGGUCUCACCAGAUUUCAGUUUACUUAGACUGCUUCCAUUCCAAUGAAUUUCACUGAGGCCUACCUAAAACCUUGAUUUUGUACUUUCUCAUUUCAUUAGCCACUUAGUUAACUCUGUCCCUAUCGUAAAGAGUUCCCUGGUUGUAGUCUUGGUCGUCAGAAGGUUUGUCUGUGUGCUAGCUUCCCAAAGGCUUUUACCAGUACACUUCAGACAGUAACCUUCCUGGCCAACUUCUAAUUGAUUGAUGUAUUUGUGGUUCCUAUAGCAACAGUUAAGUGAUGUGAGGUUGCUAGCCUUACAAUCACCCCUCCUCCUUUGGGACUGGCAAGAUAAGUUUACCCAAGUGGAGUUAAGCAAUGACUUUAUAUAUUCUUAUUCUGCAGUUGUUUUCCUUUGGCUCCUUCAAAAAUAUUUUCAUUUAUUUCUGUUCUGUUUUUUUCCUACCAUUCAAUUCAUUUAUUUUUUUUUUAGAAAAAUGUUUUUGAUCACAUUGUGAAUUUCAGAACUGAACAAAUUUAUUAAUGAAUUGUGAAAAAGUUAUCCCAUAGAAAACUUACCACAUUGUACAGGUAUUAAUAUUUAUAUCAAUAUAAUAUAAAAUGUGUUCAUUUUAUUAUAACAUAAUGCUAUAUGUGAGUAUUUCUCUUUUUAAACUUUGAUUUGAUCUGUUAUAUUCUGUUUAAACAUUUUCUAAAAUAAAAAAACGAGUGUUUUUUUUUCUUUCAUUUUGUUUUCAUGACACUAUGUAAAACUUGUAAUUGUAGUGGGUUUUUUAUUUUUUAAGCUCAUGACAGAAUUGUUCCCUUUUUUAUUUUGUUUUGCAGUUUGAAAAUGCACAUUUUAAAAUAUUUUUAAGACCCAUUUCAUUUUAAAUGACACAUAAUUUUGAUAUUUUGUUUACUAUUUAGUGAAAUUCUUCUUUUUAAAACAUGAAUGUACAUAUGAGCUUUAUAACCAUUGUAGACCAUAGGCCACUGAAAUUAACUACACCCGGUUCAUAGAUCUCCAGAUGUGUGGUAUUUAUUUACUUACUAAUAUCACCUUUUAUUCCUGUUGAGAUAUUACAUACCCAAAAAGCUUUCCAUUCAUCUGAAUGUUUUCAGUGACAGAUGCCCCAUUUAUAUUUGUAGCCAAGUAACAAUAAACCAUUGGUGUUGCAGUCUUAGAAAAAUUGUGUACUUAAAACACUGGCUAAUAAUUACCAAGCAUACAAACAUAAAUGCUGUUAAAUUGUUGUUAAGUGUUUUAUAGAUGUAAUAAUUAGAAUCAAAAUUAUUCUUGUUACAAUGAACAUUAUUGUUUUGUCACUGAAAUAACUGUCAAAACUUACAAAUAAAGUAUUAUUUGUAUUUA
Messenger RNA from Biomphalaria glabrata, 6466 nucleotides. RefSeq names its product WD repeat and coiled-coil-containing protein-like. NCBI's taxonomy places the organism in Eukaryota, Metazoa, Mollusca, Gastropoda, Planorbidae. Bases 634 to 3612 code for a protein of 992 amino acids. The transcript has 17 exons. Gene Ontology annotation, molecular function: kinase binding. The record is from RefSeq and is a predicted model, not a curated record.